AUGUCUGAGUCACGUCUGGACCAGUCCCUCGAGUCGAUCAUCAGCUCGAGGAAGCAGUCGGCGCGCAAGGGCCGCGGCGGCCGUCGCCCUGAUGCUGGUCGCCCUGCCGCACCUGCCACUCCCGUCGGUGGUGUCAAGAAGUCUACGAAGCAGGCCAAGCAACCCAAGGCAGCUCCUACUGGCCCCGCGCCUUCUGGUGGCGAGAGCAAGAUCAUGAUCUCCAACUUGCCGUUGGACGUUGAGCAAGGUCAACUUCAGGAAUACUUUGCGUCUGCAGUCGGCGUCGGCAGGCCCAAGAAGAUCCUGAUGCAGUACGGACCGAACGGCAAGAGCCUUGGAAGUGCGACCGUUAUCUUCAACAGGCCCGACCAGGCCUCCAAAGCCACCACUGCCCUCAACGGCGUCAAGAUUGACAACCGCCCCAUUCGCGUUGAUUUGCUCGUCAGCGCAGCGAACGUACCCGCCUCAACUAAGCAGUCUUCCCUUGCAGACCGCGUAACACAACCGAAGAAAGACAAGCCCAAGCCAGCAACCGCUGGCAAGGCCGCUCCUGCCGCUGGCAAGGGACGCGGUGAGGCUACUCGUGGCCGCGGUGGUCGCGCUGGUCGCGAGCGUCAGAAGAAGAAGACUGUUGAGGAGCUCGAUGCAGAGAUGGCUGAUUACUUCCCCACCGCCGAUGGUGGCAACGACGCCAUGGCUACAAACGGUGCCGCGGCCGUCUCAGCUCCCGCAGGAGGCGACACCGCCAUGGACGAUGAGAUGCUCUAA
Molecule: messenger RNA, 768 nt
Organism: Boeremia exigua
Lineage: Eukaryota; Fungi; Ascomycota; Dothideomycetes; Pleosporales; Didymellaceae
Exons: 4
Coding region: 1-768 (255 amino acids)
Biological process (GO): mRNA export from nucleus
Cellular component (GO): nucleus
Molecular function (GO): mRNA binding
Source: RefSeq, a predicted model, not a curated record